Molecule: messenger RNA, 1380 nt
Organism: Endocarpon pusillum Z07020
Lineage: Eukaryota; Fungi; Ascomycota; Eurotiomycetes; Verrucariales; Verrucariaceae
Exons: 4
Coding region: 1-1380 (459 amino acids)
Source: RefSeq, a predicted model, not a curated record
AUGAGAGCAAGGCUCCAGGACUGGAUCAAGAGUAAGCUAGGACGCCGCAGUACGGACAACGGUUCUGUGGAGCAUGGCAAUCCAUCAAUUAUCGAAACUCUGCCUGGCUUGCCACAAAAUGUGGUGGGCACUUCGAUCAACCCUUGGAAUACGUUCAAGUCUAUGCUAGUACGCAGAGGCAUCAUUGGCCUGGAUUCGAUCCCUGAAGGAAGCAACGGUAUCAGUGCACAAGCUGAAAGCUUGUCAAGGCCGUCACUAUUCACCUCGAGUGCUUUCAGUCGGCUUCAAACACCUAUACCAGUUGAAGACAUUUUCUUCGAUGCGUGGAUACUCUCAGUCCAGCGGAUAUUUAUGAGAUCCUUCGUCAUCUUCAGUUACAGCAUUUGGCUAUAUAAUAUCCAUUAUACUGUACUAAUUCUGAUCUGUAUAUUUGCCAUCCGUUACGGUCUCCUCAGACUUGGAAUCAGGACAAUCUAUGGGAUUCCAAUACCAAAAAAGCACCGUCUACUAUUAGCCUUGAUCAAAUGGUAUCCAAAAUUUUGGGAGCAUAUCGCGUCGCGAGCUUGCCUGACUUCUGGUCGCCGCUCUUUCCUGACAUGGUUCUGGUGGUACAUAUACCUCUUGAUCGCAGACGGAGCCGAUUUCAAGCAAAAUUAUCUAGAAGCCUGGCGACAGCGUGAUGAGAGACUUCUUCACAUCUAUAUUCAGGAUAACCACCUCCACAUCCCAAUUCCGCCGACCCACAAUGACAAGAUUGUUUUGGAACGGAUUCGACUUUUCUAUGGAAUGGUUCAGGUAGAGCGGGGGCUCUUGGAGCUUUUAUUCCCAAAGCAAUUGGAAAGGAUUGACUGCGUAGAGAUGACUAAAGACACCUUUAUCUUAAUGCGUGAAGUAGAAACGCUUCAACUGGGACGCUACCAAGGCCGUCUAGUCAAUCUAUUUGAACAUCCAGAGUUCGGAGAAAGGACAAGUGCCAUUGCAGACAAAAUCCAUGCGCUAUCGAGGGACACUAUAGCAUUAAACUUCGUGCGGAAAUACAAUAUUGGCUCGAUAUCGAUGAUCCUGGCAUUUCCACCGCUUGGCUCUAUAAUCUUUGCUACUGUCUGGAUUCGUGUGUUUAUCUACAGGGCGGGAACAGAUAUUCAAGUAAUGGUGGCCACCGCUUUCACUGUGGCCUCGUAUAUUGUCACAGCAGGUGCCCUGAUCAUCGCUCUUGUCGGGUUUUUGGAUGCGAAGAGGACCCAAAACGAGGAGAUGAUCGACAAGCUCAGUCGCAAGUCAAUCGAGCCCGUUCACAUUCCCAUUCCAGUUUCUAUCACCGUGGCUGCCACUAAUAAUGGUCGAAGACCGAUUCAAUUACCGACCGGGGCCUGGACUUAA